GCGCUCCCGCUCUCGCUUCACACGGGCUCCCGCUGCACCGGCGCUGGACAUGGGCUCCGCGGGCACCCGGCCCGCUCUGGCGGCCGCUCUUCUCUGCCUGGCCCGUCUGGCUCUGGGCUCGCCCUGCCCCGCCGUGUGCCAAUGCCCAGCGGCCACGCCGCAGUGCGCCCCGGGCGUGGGGCUGGUGCCGGACGGCUGCGGCUGCUGCAAGGUCUGCGCCAAGCAACUGAACGAGGACUGCAGCCGAUCGCAGCCCUGCGACCACACCAAGGGACUGGAGUGCAACUUCGGGGCCAGCCCCGCCGCCCUGAAGGGCAUCUGCAGAGCACAGUCCGAGGGAAGACCGUGUGAAUAUAACUCCAAAAUCUACCAGAACGGCGAGAGCUUCCAGCCGAACUGUAAACACCAGUGUACGUGCAUAGAUGGAGCUGUGGGCUGCAUCCCGCUCUGCCCGCAGGAGCUCUCUCUUCCCAACCUGGGCUGCUCCAGCCCCAGGCUGGUCAAAGUCCCCGGGCAGUGCUGCGAGGAGUGGGUCUGUGACGAAAGCAAGGAUGCACUGGAGGAGCUGGAAGGCUUUUUCAGCGAAGAGUUUGGUCCGGAUGAUUCCGAAGGCGAAUUAACCAGGAACAAUGAGCUAAUUGCCAUCGUGAAGGGAGGCCUGAAAAUGCUACCUGUUUUUGGAUCUGAGCCACAAAGCCGAACUUUUGAGAAUCCCAAAUGCAUUGUGCAAACAACCUCUUGGUCCCAGUGCUCAAAGACGUGUGGAACUGGCAUCUCCACCAGGGUGACAAACGACAAUCCUGACUGCAAGCUCAUCAAAGAGACUAGGAUAUGUGAAGUGAGGCCAUGUGGCCAGCCCAGCUAUGCCUCCCUAAAGAAGGGAAAGAAGUGUACCAAGACAAGGAAGUCCCCCUCCCCGGUGAAGUUUACUUAUGCUGGAUGUUCCAGUGUGAAGAAGUACCGGCCCAAGUACUGCGGCUCCUGUGUGGAUGGCAGGUGCUGCACACCCCAGCAGACCAGGACUGUCAAGGUCAGGUUCCGCUGCGAUGACGGGGAGACCUUCACCAAGAGUGUCAUGAUGAUCCAGUCCUGCCGAUGCAGCUACAACUGCCCGCACGCCAACGAAGCCUACCCCUACUACAGACUGGUCAACGACAUUCAUAAAUUUAGGGACUAACUUGUGUUGGGGGUGGGAUGCAAAACAGAAUUUUGAAGUACCCAGCCAUGGAGAAAGGACCUUUGAUGGAAGUGGUGCCUUGCCCAUUUGAGGGCAACAUCGAGAUGUGGAGGAGUGCACUGUGCAACUGGACACUAAUGCAACAGAGAUUUAAGCAUACUUAAGGCUUCAUAAUACUGGAGCAACUUUACUGCUUCUUUUUGGAGCACCUUAUCUAAUUAUAUACUGUUUUCUGUUUGUAAGUGAUCAGAUUAAUGUUUUGUUCCGGUUAUGAAAACUUUUCUAUCCUGUUCAAUUUAACACUAUGCUUCUUCCCCUUCCUUCAAUCUUCUCCCACCCUUUCCCAACUAAGUUGGAAGUUACAUUCCUUCCUGAGGUGGGCACCUGUGGGGUGUUCACAGUGGCAGCUAUUAUGUACCAACUGUAGUUUAAUGGCAAACAGAAAUCAGUUGUUUUAAAGCUGAGUAUUUUAUUUAUCAAACUGUAGCUUUUUGUUUGUUUGUUUCCUUUGAGGUUUUUUUUACCCCUUCCAGCCCCUGUAAUACUGGAAUAAGUUGUAAAUGAUUUUAAUUUUAUAUUCAAUGAAUUAAAAGAAUUUAUUUAUGGAAUUAAUCAUUUAAUAAAGAAAUAUUUACCUAACUACUCUUAAAGUAUUCUGAUAGGCAACAGGCUUAAAUACAGCACAUGCAUAAGGUUUCUGUAAAAACUUAGAAUUCUGAAAAGUUUGGAUUCUCUGAAAGCAAGGUCUCCUGCAGAUGCAGAAAUGGACUAAAUAGCCAAGUCUAAUUCUUUGGAAAAAUGAUGUUUUGAAGGAGUGUCUGCAGCCUGCAACCCCACGCUUUAGAAAGUAUACACAGAAAGAGCGUCUUGGCACUGAAUGCAAAUCUUUGAUGGACUGAAAUGUUAAUUAGACUCAGAUUAUUCAAACUGUCCUGGAAUUUGCAACAUAAGGUACUUCAUUAGAAUGCAGUGCAUGCAUGGUGAUAUUGAACACGGGUGAAAAUGGUCAUCAGGUCUCACGUUUUUUGGUGGCUGCUUUUUGCAAAUUAAUACAUUUCUAUGGCAGAGGAAUGCUUCCUACAGGCUGCAGAAGGUAGUUUGCUUUCACUAAAUUCAAAUUAAAUGAGCUUGAAGCAAUGACUUUUGUUAAUCCUAAUAACACAGUGAUGAAAAGUAAACAUACUGUUAACAAGAGAAGAAUGUGAGGAAUUUCAAGUACUAGUCCCAGAGUAGAAAUUAGUAGUACUGGAGUAGAAAGCAAGGGAGCUACUCUUCUCCUCACUUCCCCUUCUCAAUUUUAAAUAUGCAAUUGCACUUUACUACCUUGUGGGACACAGAUGACAUUUGGCUAAGGAAGGGAGCUUGCUGGCACGCAAUAAAAAAAUGACAUUUAAAGAAAUUAACGAGAGCAGGAUCUGAGAAAGCAUCCAACAUUGUACACUUCUUGUUAGCCUAAAGCUGUGCUACAGAUUAAGACUGACAAGAAACCUGCAACAGGGUAUUAUUUUUUUCUCCUUGUGUGGGUAUUUCUCUGUCAAAAUACUCUCCCACAAUCUUUAGUAAGAAAGAUACUGCUCAUAAAAAACAGACUGAUUUUGAGGUUUUAGAAUUGUGAAGAGGUGUCAUCCAGUGUCAUUCGUUACAAGCAGAAUCGGUUAAGGGUCAAUUUUUUAUUAAUUAGACAUAAAUAUCUCAAUAAAAUAAAUAGCCAAAUAUCUUAGAAGCUUAUCUCUGGCAGUUAAUGCUUCAUCUGAGAAAUAACAGCCUUCCCUCUUUUCUGCUCAGUCAAGUUUUCUCCCUGAAGGCAUUCAAAAGUAGAACUGUUUUGGAAUUCACCACCUGGCCACCAGUCUCAGCUGUACCUAAACUUGUCUGUACAGUAUUUGUUGACAGCAGAGCAAGGAAGCACUUUUGUUUGGCUUCUAUGUAGAUCUAGCACUGAACGCUUCACGACAUCAGCUGCUCGCUGGGAAACCAUCAAGUUUACACACUGGGUUACUGUAGGGCGGGGAAGAGGAUCCACUGCUCCCAGACACCCAGCAGCUGCAGGGCAUUCCUGCCAUGGCCACCGUCACCCACACUUGAAUGACAUCCAUCUUCACACCAACGCAAGUCACAUCUCCCCACAAAUCACACGUACGUGUGACUGUGCUGCACACAGACCAUGGCUGUGACACACACGUCAUGGACAAACAGUGGCCCUGCUGACUCCUGCCUGCAGUGUGGCUCUUGCCAGGCCCAGCAUUUACAACCUCCCCUUUGGCUUUUCCAUGGUAAGGAGUGCUUCUGUACCCUGCUCAUCGGAAACAUGUGCUGUUGGGAGAAUAACAGCUCUAGAGGCAGGUCAGAUAAACAAAAUAUACUAAGUGAAGUUAUCCUGAUAUAAAAAGAGUAAAAUAAAUCCCACUAAAAAGACCUGCAAGUCUUUCAAAGUGGGCUGUCACACCAACUGGUCAUCAUCCAUAUAGUCCUCUCUUCUAUUCUGCAUUUCACAAUUACAUGGCAAAACUACUUUUACAACACUGUAAAAUGAAUCACUGUCAUUUUUUUUGCGUGUCAUCUUUGCACUUGCUUUGAAACUUUUACAUCUGCUGUUGUUCCAGCAGAAUAAAAAAACCCAAACCCUAAGUAGUGGGUGUGGAUAUAUAAAGGAUUAUAAACUCAGAUUCCAUGAAGUGAAGCAGCAGAGCUUACAGGUAAAGUAAUGAGCACAACUAUAAUUGUAUUUCUUGUCAAAAACUAAAAUAUCAAUAUCCUGCUUCCAGAGGAAUAUUAGAUGAGGAGUUAGGAACACGAUAAAUAAUGUACAUAACAAAAAUCUGUGCAUUUGGAACAAAUUCAAAGCCUGAAAGUCAAGCCACCAGCACCGUGUGGAGUUCCCCGGAGCUGGGCAGAGCCGGGGGAGUCCCGACACGCCAGGAAGGAGAGCGGCACCGCCUCAGCCUUCAGCGCAGGUUGCAGCAGGGUCCCCUCCCCAGCAGCCCUGCUCCAGCCACUCUGCCUGUCCCCUCCCCUGUGUCCCGGUCCUUCGGCUGCUCCCUGCCCGGCCGCUGGCACUGUCACGCCGCACCGGCACGGGGCACUCGGCCGAACGCGGUGCUGCCGCCACAAGGAGCGUUUCUCACACUACAGGUUUAGGAUCGAAGGAACGCGCAGCCUUGUGCUCCCCACGCUCAUUUCCUUGAUGGUGGUAAACGCUGUAAUAUCGAGGUUACACAUAAAAUCUUCCCUACUAUUAUUGAAGACAAAGUUUCAGCUUCCAUAAGUGCUCCAUGACAGGAAACAAAACAAAAGCAGGAACACACAGACAGACUUCCAUACUGCACAAACUCCUUGUGGGGUGCUGCCAGCUCGCUCCUCUGCAGCAGCAGCAGGUGGAGGAAAAGCAGAUACCAAACUGACAGCGGGACAACUGAGCUACCACUGAACCCUCGUGGGGCUGUGAGAAUUUCUUUAUCUACACACCAACUACUGCAGGGCCCAUGGCAGAUCAGUCCCCUGGGCUGCCUAAACCCUCCAGCUGACACUGUCUGGAGCAGGCCCAUCUCCCUACUAUUCAUGGGCAGCCACUGGGUUAUGCAGGAACAGGCAGGGACCCUGUGAUCAGUGGGAUUGUUGCAGGAGGAUUUCCAGUCCACUGAACCUGCAUGAAUCCCUCACGCAUCUUGAACACUGAAACAGAAAAGUUUGCAGUGGGCAGUCAUUCCUGGCUGGAAGUCAAACCCACCUACCUAAACAGAAGCAGUCAAACCCACCUACCUACACAGAAGCAGUUAAAUGUGCCACACCAGAGGCUUGCUCUUGCCAGAUGCUCGCCAUUCUGAGCUGAUCCUGCAGAAAUGCAUGUGCACAAUUUAGCUCACUUGUUUAAUCAGUGAAACUAUUUUGAUGCAGGGCUCCAAGUGCUCAGCACACAGCAAAGGAAAGCUGUAUAGUUUUACCAGCUGCUCUGCCUUAAGCCAGUUCCUCUUAUGUAGACAUGUCCCCAUUUUCACCUUCAGUUUCCUCCUGCAUAUUACAUAGCCACAAUUAAAACAGCACACAGAAACAGGGAAGUGUCACAGUGAAAGCAGUAACAUGAAAGUAGCUUUGGAGGUACUUAGAAAUACACUCCAAUGCACAGACAACUAAACUGCAUUAAACUGCAGUGAGAUUUGGUGUCUAGAAAAUAUAAAUCCUGCAAAAAAAAAGACUACAACCAAUAGAAUAAUAUAAUAAGCAUCUCUCUAUCAUGCUGUAAAUACCAAACACCAAGAAACUGAAUAGAUGGCAUCCACCAUGCUAUGGUUCCCCCCAUAAAACUACACAGCUAUGACUUCUGUGUACACAAUUUAUAUUGGAGAAGAUCCUGAAAGACCCCAAGGCAUCACAUAAGCAACUUCAUCUGUCUUGAAGUACAACCACUUAUGGGAUGGAAUGUAACAACCAUCUAGGAGAAAAACAUUACACAAUUUUUUAUAAGUUUUCAUUUUCUAGUCAGAAGAAAUUCAAAGGUGGGGUGAACACAUUUGCUCAGAUGGGAAUCCAGCUGGGACAUGCACAUUAACUAUUUCAUCUCCUGACAAAUGGCAGUUUCAAUCAGGAUGAAGAGACUCAAUUUAAGUGAGAGAAACAAUCAGCAACCCAGCAGUGCUUUGAGACCACUGAAUGUCAGAUUAAAAGAAGCCCAGUAUACCAGCCAAGUCAAAGACACCAGUUUCUCUGAAACUACUAAUUUCCUUCAAAAUCUCAGAGCAACCAGGUUUGAGAGCAACUGCUACUUAGUCUAUGAACUUGACAAAAUCAGACAUCAAGAAGCCAUGGCUGUAAAACCAGCAGUCUAUUAGGAACUUGAAAAAGGAAAAUGCAUUUUUCUCUACGGGCGGGUAUUUGUGCUGUAGUGGAACAAUGCUGCUAAAAUCAAUGUGGAUGCCCAAGCACAUCUGAAAGUAGAGGCUGGGAAAAAAGGUCAGCAAAGAGAUACCACUGAGAAUUUAGAUGACAGAAUCACAGAAAUGCUAAGCUGGAAGAGACACAACAGGAUCAUCAAGUCCAACUCUGUGCAGGAAACCCCAAGAGCCACACCAUGUGCCUGAGAGCGUCAUCCAAACAUGUCUUGAGCUCUGGCAGGCUGGUGUGGUCACCACUGCCCUGGGGAGCCGUUCCAGUGCCCAGACACCCUCUGGGUGAAAACUUCUCCUGAUAUCCACCCUAAAACCACCCUGACUCAGCUUCAGGCCAUUCCCUCGGGUCCUGUCACUGGUCACUGAGCAGAGAUCAGUGCCUGCUGCUCCUCCUCCCCUCCUGAGGAAGGUGGGGCUGCAGUGAGGUCUGCCCUCAGUCUCCUGCAGGCUGAACAGACCCAGCGCCCUCAGCUGCUCCUCACACAGCUUCCCCUCGAGGCCCUUCACCGUCUUGGCUGCCCUCCUUUGGACACUCUCUGAUAGUUUCAUGUCCUUCUUACAUCGUGGCACCCAAAACUGCCCUCAGCACUGGAGGUGAGGCUGCCCCAGUGCAGAGCAGGGCAGGACAAUCCCCCCCCGCUUGCCCAGCUGCCUGAUGUCCCCAGGACAUGGCUGCCCCUGCUGGCUGUGUGAAAGUGAUGGGGAGUCCUUGGCAAGCUUCUAAUGCCAGCCAUCCAUUCCUUUUUGUUAGCAUCUACACCUCAUCCACUGACUUAGUGUUUACCUCACUUUAACACAGCUCUACUUCCUAUUGGCACUCUUGGCAAAACAGACAAGUUCUGGAGCUACAAUACAGAUCCAGUAGAGAACCUGGAAGCAAGGAAUGGAAAGGCAAAAGCAGCUUUCACAGUCCUUUCUUCCUUCUCCUUGAGGCAGAACAGGGAUGAUGGGAAGAAAGUGGCAAUGCAAUUUUAAAAACAGCUUUGCUUUUCUACCAGCUGAAAUGAUGCAGGAAGCAGCCAGCUCCCAGUGCAGUCAUUUAUUGUCUAAAAAAAGACUCCCUCUCCCUUCUCAUUUCUAUUCUUCCUUCUCUGGCAGACUGUUUUGACCUUAUUCUGAUUUGCCAUGCAACCACAGGAACAGCUGUACUGAUGCAGCUGAUAGAAAAAGAAGUCUCAUGCAAAUGGAUUAGAUAAUUACAAGGACUACUGUGACAGUCAAAUAAAAAGGAAUGAAUUUCACCAAUUCUAUCAUGAGUGCACAAAGACUUUCCCUUACCACAAAGGUAGCCAAAGCUCUAUUGGCUUUUCAUGCUAUAUCACCCUACUGAUUUUUCCUGCAAAAAAACUCUACUAUAGUAAAUAUGCUUUUCUGCAGGAAAAGCUAGCAGCAGUGAAAUCAGGCUAGGCCAGGGGAACUUUGCUUCCAAAGCGACAACAAAAAAGCUACAAUGCACAGGACCAUUGAGGGAAAGAAGCUCUCACUACAAAAGCAUCACUAGAGCAAAGUCACUGUACUAUGGGUCUCUGAGACCUGCUGGGGCAUAAUGAAAACACACUUCUGCUACCAAAUCACAGACAGCAAAACUACCCCUCUUUUUACCUGGUUUUACAUGGCAUCUCUAACUUCCCUUUCAGUUUCAGUAUUUCUUUUGAGUUAUUUUUGCUGCCAUUUCUUGUACUGCAUACAUGUGACUUCUUUCCAUUUCACCACAGAUUUCCAGCAAAUAAAACCAUAUGCACUACCAUAGCAACAUUUUAAUACAAACACAGUGUAAUCUUUGUUCACUGAAGUACACAGUUCAUUUCUUUUUCUCUUAUUAACAGAACCUGCAUCUGCAUACAGUUUAACUGAAUGUCAUAGCAACAACAUAAACAACAAUUCAAGAUAUUUUUUCCUUUGGAGGGCAGAAGAAUAAACGUUUUCAGGAAAAGAGUGUGGGACUUCAAGCAGAAUGAAAUGUUUGUGACUAAACAGGGCCUGAAGUUACAUCAUCAGGGCUACAUAUUUACACUUGGAAAGCCUGCUCUUGCACGGUGUUAUACAUUCUCAGCUCCUACAGAUGUCAACAGAGAACAGCCAUAUCUGGCAGGGCAAGGACUGAAUCCCAGCUAUGCUGAUACACAACACAGAGCUGGGACUUGCUAUCUGCACUGCCAUGAACUUAGAAACCCAGGCACUGCUUCAGACUGGAGUGCACAUUCUGCACUGAGUCUUCUUCUACUGCAGAGUAAAACUGCACUGUUGACUGGAGUAACAAAAACUGCUUCAGCAUGCCUCCAAGGACCAGUGCCAGCCACACAUUCUGUGGCAUGACCCUCUUUUUCUCUAUGGAUCAACAAUUCCUAAUGCCAAGAUAAAUGUAGCAAAACUUAGAAUUCGAAUGUGUUCAUUCAAAACUGAGCUGUUACACUGACAGGGGGUACAACGCUGCUUACCCAUGACAACUCAAUUAUGCCUCAUACCCCCAGGAAGUUAUACAAAAAAGGAAAAGAACCAAGUUCUCUCCCAUGGCUGACUCAGUCCAACCUCCUAGCUAUUGCUGUGUGCUUAGCCAUGCUCUAUUUUUGUCCUUUAAGGUUUGUGAAAGGGAUGACAUCAUUAAGCUUUUAAUUUUUUUAAGUAGUGUUUUCAUUCAAGACAAGAGCCUUUACUCUUUGUAAGCUGAUAGUCCUUCAGCUCAAGCAUGCUGAAAAGUCUUAACAUUAAAAGAAAUGCUGUAACAACACUACACAGAAAUAGCUUGUUCCUUCUGUGACAAAUAGUUUAUAGAGGAAAAUAAAUGAGUAAGCAUAGUAGGCAUAAAAUCAAGCACUCAGUGCAAGCUGGUGUUGAAUGGCCAAGAUUAAAACAACAUCACACAGUUCUCAUUCACAGACAUGAUCUGUUCUGAAUCAAGGCAGAGUCCUGUAGGGAUCUGUGUGUAAUAGGACUACAAUAGUAUGUUUUCAAAAUGGACAGAAUGGAAGCCUUCUGGGAAGCCUCAGCUCCAUGUCUUAAAUUUCUAGUUCUUGACCAAAAGUUUAAAAAAUACAGAAGAUGCUUUUUCUCUCUUCUGUUUAUUACAAGAUGCCUGUUCCAGGUUAAGUCAUUAAAAAAAAAAAUUAAGAACUUUCUUUAACUGCCUACUAAAGCGUUAAAAAACAUCUGCCUAGCACAACAGUGCAUAAACUGAUUAAAUUAUUAUGAAGAAUUAUGACUAUAUGAAGAAUUUUGAUGUCUUACUAUAAAGAAAAAUGGAAAAAGUUUAGGAAAACUGAAAAAAAAAAUUUGAAUUGCAUUUUGGUCUGUAUUUGAUCAAUCACCUCUGUUCAAACUAAUGUAACUGUAAAAAUAGGUAAGUAGUAACCUAGGAAAGAAUGGCAAAUGCUACCUUUUACUCUCAGUUUCACUGAACUCUGGGAGAUUAUUCCCAGCUUGUCUGGGAAAUUUCAUUUCUAGUAACCACCACAGGAAUGUUCCUUAAUAAUGUUUUAAAGCCUUCUUUAAGGUAAAUCGGAAGGACAGAUUUAACAGCAUCUUCAUUUAGAAAUAAAUUAUGUUGUGUUUAACUCACAAAAAAGCUUAAAGUAGAUUUAUAUAAGAAAAAAACCCCACAGGCAAACCCUUUGGUACCAUUAAUGAAAACCCCCAAGAGCACAGGAAAGUAAUGCAAAUCACAAAUCCGUGCUCCUCAGCCAAAGACUAAUCACACACACAUGCAGAUCAGCACUAGUACUUGCAGCACUCCCAUUUUCACUGUGCUCUGGACCCAGCAGAAGUGCCAUGCUUUUACUCCAGAUGAAACAUUUCCUGGCAAAUGAACUGUGGCAGUUUUGCUCUUCGACUCUUUCACUGGUAUGACUAUGAAUGAGUUCAAGACUGGUCUACAGUAAUUUGUGGCUACUAAGUCAGUGUGCAGCAAUCACUGAUUAGGAAAAGCUUAUUCACUUUCACUGAACUGAAAAAAUAUGAAAGCAGCACCUAUAGCUAGGAAUCCUGGUCCUUUAAAAAGGGUUAAAAAAACGAAUGCUGAAACAAGAGGUGGGCAGAGGACCAAAAAUGACCAAGAAAGAAAACAGAGCACAGGUGGCUACUGCCAGGUGAGAAGAAAAACUUUCCUCUUUCACCAGAGGUUGCAAAACACACGAGAGAAAGGAUAUAUGAUACCACUGGGAGAAAAAGUAGUAUGUGACUACAAAGAUCUGAUACUCUGGCCAAACUUCAGUAGUGAGCUGUCAUGGUAAACAAUUUAUUAACUCAAAUUUCUUCACAAGGGAAAAAAAAAACCCUUCUAAAACUUUGAACAUCUCAGAAAUCUUCUCCAUGCAGCAUGACUGGUGAGGGCCCAGCAGCCUGGUACCCUGAAUCCCAGACUGAGAGCCCAGAAGCCUAAACCCUCUCCUGUACUGCUCCCCCAGCUUCCUGCUACCUCCAGAAGUUCCUUCACUGCUUUCUAUUGUGAUUCUACCCACAAUAUCAGCACUGGCAGAAGAUUUAUGACUGAAAUACCACCUUCAUGGCAAUUUAGCACACACCCCAAGCCAGCAACACACUAAGGUGCUUGUCUCAAGCAGGAGACAGAGUCUGGGAACUAAGGCAGCAGCAACCUCAGGGCACUGUUUAGAGUGAACAUGUCCUGAAGACAAAUGCUGGCCUGGCCAGACCUUUGUAACAAAAACUAAGGCAAAGGCUGAUGCUGAUUCCUGAGAAUGCCCUGCUGUAGUGGGGAGAGGGGCUCACCUGGCUUGCACCACUGUGGCAUUGCUGUUCUCAUCCUCCAACACACCCCACAGGCACAGGGGAUUUGGAUACAGGAUAGGUGGUCUGUGAUCUAAAAAUCUUUUCAGAAGUUAACAGCUGUCAGCAGACAAUACAGUACAGGAAUUUUUUUUCCUUUACAAUUUAUUUGUUUUUGGGUAGGCAAAUUUAGCUGAUAUGCCUGUGAGUAUUUACAAUAACUAACUGCAGUAGGUACUAGGAAUAUGAGAUGCAUACCACAAGCAUUCUUUAGAAGUCCAGUGUUAUUUGCAUUAGUGCCAGUCUAUGCAUCCAUUUCUAUGGAUAUAAAAACUCAUGCUAAUUUAGAAGACCUGGAGGGAAGACCAAACACACUUGCCACCCUGAAAACACAGGCUGACCUCUCAAUUAACACAUGGAACAAGAUGCAACCAAGUAAGGAACAAAACAAAACAAAACAAAACAAACAAAAAAGUAUUGCAUCAAGCACCCAAAAUGUCACCAGAGAAGAUCAAAAGUAACAUAAGACCACUUUCAGUAGCUCAGUGUUACACAGAAAUACUGUAAAAGGAAACUGAGCUAAUGAAAUAACUGUACUUUUCUCCCAAUAAACUGAAGCAUUAAGACUUCAAAUCAACAUAAAAUACAAA
Serinus canaria (Common canary) is the source of this 11429-nucleotide messenger RNA. It is a transcript of the gene CCN1, whose product is annotated as cellular communication network factor 1. Gene Ontology annotation, cellular component: extracellular region. Gene Ontology annotation, molecular function: protein binding. NCBI's taxonomy places the organism in Eukaryota, Metazoa, Chordata, Aves, Passeriformes, Fringillidae. Gene Ontology annotation, biological process: signal transduction. The record is from RefSeq and is a predicted model, not a curated record. Bases 50 to 1177 code for a protein of 375 amino acids. The transcript is spliced from 5 exons.